This is a messenger RNA of Hemibagrus wyckioides, 2314 nucleotides long. RefSeq names its product xylosylprotein beta 1,4-galactosyltransferase, polypeptide 7 (galactosyltransferase I) (gene b4galt7). Bases 565 to 1518 code for a protein of 317 amino acids. NCBI's taxonomy places the organism in Eukaryota, Metazoa, Chordata, Actinopteri, Siluriformes, Bagridae. Gene Ontology annotation, biological process: proteoglycan biosynthetic process; carbohydrate metabolic process. Gene Ontology annotation, molecular function: xylosylprotein 4-beta-galactosyltransferase activity. The record is from RefSeq and is a predicted model, not a curated record. The transcript is spliced from 6 exons.
UUGUUUCCGUCCAGAUUCCUUAGCGGUUGGACUCAAAUGGAAAUAGCCAGCGUGUGAUAUUUUUCCUUUUUUUUGCCGCAUUGUGUCAGUUUACACUACUGUACACUGAUGUGACGAUAUACAAACAGACAGCGCUGUCUCUUAUUGUUGUAGGAAAUAAUACUUUGUCUAUAAGUCUGUAAAGGGUACAAUUUAGUUGGAACGUUGCGAUUUUAUGACCGGUUAGCGGUGCGGCUACGUGUCGAAACUUGCUGGCUUCAGCCAGACACAAAACCCUGCGACUUUAUUGGCGAUAGAAAAGGAGCUUCUUAAGAUCGUACAUUAAACUAGAAACAUUACAAUUCCACAAAUAUGAAGGAUAACAAACACCAGGAUGUUUUGCUGUCUAUCCGAUAACGAUCGAGUCGGAAUGCCAGAAAGGGGGAACUGGGAAAGAGCUGAGUUUAUCAUGUAGCCAGCUGUUUAGUGAGAGAUCAGAAAUUCAGCCGAUAGUGCGCUCCGUGUGUCUGACUACUGUAGAUAAAAAUCCUUCUAAACAGCAAUAAAGCUUUCGAUAGAACCAAGAUGAUGUACUCUUCCCGGAGAAAACCAGUGCUCUACUUUAAAGAGGACAGAAGAUUUCUAUGGAAAAAAUGCACAGUGCUGAAGCUGUUCGGUCUCUGCAUGGUGCUCGCCCUCGGCUCUCUUCUCUGGCUGCAGCUGAGCUGUUCGGCUGACCUGAACCAGGCGCUGCUGGCUGAUGGUCCACCUCAUCAGUCAUGUCCUUCAGAGAGACAGGCUGCAACCGUUGACGACUCCUCAUGGGGCCCUCACAAAAUGGCCGUCAUCAUUCCCUUCAGGGAGCGUUUUGAAGAACUUCUCAUUUUUGUGCCGUACAUGCACGCUUUUCUCAACAAAAAGAAAAUACGACACAAGAUUCUUGUCAUCAACCAGGUGGAUCAUUUACGCUUCAACAGAGCCUCUCUCAUCAACGUUGGCUACAUGGAGAGUGGAAAUGAUACAGACUACAUAGCGAUGCAUGAUGUGGACUUGCUGCCUCAGAAUGAAGCUCUAGACUACGGAUUCCCAGAGGAGGGACCCUUCCACGUAGCAUCACCAGAGCUUCACCCACUGUAUCACUAUAAAACGUAUGUAGGAGGGAUUCUGCUGCUUACCAAGAAACACUUUCAAAUGUGCAAUGGAAUGUCUAAUCGCUUCUGGGGUUGGGGAAGAGAAGACGACGAGUUCUUCAGAAGACUGCGAACAGCAGAGCUGCAGCUCUUCAGGCCAAAAGGAAUAACGACAGGUUACAAAACGUUCAGGCACAUUCACGACCCUGCCUGGAGGAAGAGAGACCAGAAGAGGAUAGCUGCACAAAAACAGGAACAAUUUAAAAUUGACCCAGAGGGUGGUCUGACCAAUCUGCGCUACAAGGUGGAGUCUCGACAGGAGCUGAUGAUCAGCGGCGCCCCCUGCACCGUCAUCAGCACCUCACUGGAGUGUGACAUCAGCCAAACUCCCUGGUGCCAGUUCAGCUAACACGCCUGCCCUGCUGAAGUGUUAUGCCAUGACAAUGACAUGUAUUGGGUCAUUGGUGUGGUCAUUUCGCUUAAAUAACUCGGUUAUUUAAUCUGGAAUAACGAAAACAAGACAAACAGACACUGAGGUUUUAUUGCUACUGGACAGUAUUAUGAUAAUCUUUGAUGAAACUGCCUCUUUUAUUUUUGGACAAAACUGAACUGUCAGACGUUUCCAGUACUGCACUGAGGACACGUCAGCAAUGUUACUACUAAUAUGAGCUCUCAUGGUAUGAAUUUCAAAAGUUGAGUUUCAGACCGAUGAAGCUGAAGCAAUGGCAUUUCCUUGGACUCUUUUUCAUGGUGCAGUAAUUAAAAUUUUAUUUGUGUAUGCUGAGUUUUGAAUGAACAGCUUGAUGCUGAUAUACAUAAAAAACGGUUUAAGGGUACUUUGAGGACAUUUGCACACUUCAUAUUUAUAUAAAACGUCCAGUCUGCUUAGUUUUUAUACCAAGUAUUAUCCCAUGUCCAGAAGUUAGUUGGUUUGGGCUUGAUUAAAUCAUGAAUGCCGCUGCAAGGCUGCCGUUUUGGAAGGUUUAAGGAGAGAGGAGCAUGUCUGCAGUAUCUUUACCAGAGAUGUCUAAAAGUCUCUUGACCUUUUGAUGGUAAAGGAUGCAACAUGCUGUGACGUGGAUGGCGCAGGCAGUGGUGUCAUUUCAUGGUGUCAAGAAUGUGUUCAAUGACUUGAAUGAGUUUUGAAAAGAGCAAUUGAAUCACUUUCAAAGAUUAUUAAAUGGGAUUAUUACAAGUUAUAUGUU